Molecule: messenger RNA, 3670 nt
Organism: Schizophyllum commune H4-8
Lineage: Eukaryota; Fungi; Basidiomycota; Agaricomycetes; Agaricales; Schizophyllaceae
Exons: 11
Coding region: 41-3667 (1208 amino acids)
Molecular function (GO): protein binding
Source: RefSeq, a predicted model, not a curated record
CGCCACUCCGCUUCACGUUUCCAGGACAUACUACAGAACCAUGGAUUCUGGCCCUCCGCCUGCCUAUCGCGAUCUCUGGUUCGAUGACGGUAAUCUCGUCAUCCAGGCUGGCCAGGCGCUCUUCCGCGUGCACAAAGGCGUGCUUUGCUUUCACUCCAACGUCCUCCGAGAUAUGGCUUCACUCCCUGCGCCCGCCUCUUUCGACGCAUAUGAAGGCGCUCAGCUUGCGGAAUUUCCCGAUGAUGCACAAGAUAUGCACCACUUCUUGCGUGCUAUAUACAUCCCGGACUAUUUCCUCCCUCCUCCCGAGAUGACGACAUUUGAGAGAUUGGAAGGCGUACUCCGCUUGGCUCAUAAAUAUGACGCCCCUUCCCUUCGUCGACGCGCUCUCCAGCAUAUGGCCCGCGCGUGCGUCACUGACCUGGACGAGCUGAAGGACGAGAUCAACUUGGAUCGCUCGUACACCGCGACCUUCGAUGAUCUCAGCCCACUACUGAAAGCUGAGAUCGCGCUCGCUCGAGAGGUUCAGGCUCUCUGGGCACUACCGAUUCUCCUUCUCAACAUGAGCCUGUGCGAUGGGCACGAGAUCACUGGAACCUGCAGAUAUGCGGGCAAGCUGCGAUCCCUGUCCAUCGAAGACACGAUAGCAUCCCUCUGCGUGUAUAAGGCCGUUAUGGAUUCGGAUAUCCACAACAUCUUCUACAGCGAGACGUGCGGUAGCCCAACGUGCACGCGGCGGGAGAAAGCCGUCGUGGCGGUGGAUAUUGCCAGCACGCGCGUGAAACCUCUGACAGCACUUGACGAAUGGGUGAGCAAGGGUGCAUGGGGCGCUUGCAGUCCAGUAUGUCGCUCGAUGGCCCGCGUCGGGUAUGUCAAGGAGAAAAGGCGUAUAUGGGACUCGCUCCCUGAGGUCUCCGGACUGCCUCCAUGGGAUAAGCUUCUGGAAAUGAAGAAGCUGGAUAUCGAACCUGAUUUUGAUGCCAAGAAUGAUAUACGGAAUCCCCGGAUGCGCGCUGGAUCCAAGAUCGCGCAGGAGUUUCCAGACGCGAUGUUAAAGCUGUGCCACGCCUGCCGGCCCGACAUCGAUUGCGCCUUUGCUCCCGCCACCAUCGAGGUCGAACCGCCUCUGCCAACAUACGUCGCCGUCGCCAGCGAGUCAGGAGCCUGCGCUGGCUCUCGAGAGUUCGCCGACGUUGUGAGCAUGGAAUCGACUUACCGUGACCUCUGGUUCGACGACGGCAACCUUGUCAUUCAGACCGGUCUCGCGCUUUUUCGCGUGCACAAAGGCGUGCUGGCCAUUCAUGCGACCGUCUUUCGGGAUAUGGUGUCCCUCCCUACGCCCGCCUCGCAGGAAACCUACGAAGGUGUCCAGCUGGCGGUCUUCCCAGACGACGCCCAAGAUAUGCGUCAUUUCCUACGUGCUUUGUACUUCCCGGAUUACUUCCUCCCACCGCCAGCUAGAACAUCCUUUGGUGUACUCGAGGGCGUUCUUCGACUCUCGCACAAAUACGACGUUGGCCCGCUUCGACGGCGCGCCUUGCAGCACCUGUCCAUCACAUGUCCGACGGAGCUCGCAAACCUCGAAAACGAACUCGAAUUGGAGCGCAGCUACGACAUCGAAGAUGUUGCUUGCACUCUCAAAGCGGAACUAGCCCUUGCGCGCGAAGUUCAGGCAUUAUGGCUCCUUCCUGUACUCUGCCUGUGCUUGGCACGUGAGGAACGGGAGGACUACAUCUCGCGACCGAUAUGGAUGGGAAAGGAGCGUGGGAUUGCGCCAGACGACAUUUUAAUGUGCUUCUUCGCCUACAGAGCGAUUGCGGACGCGAGAAUAAUUCAUUUGUUCUUGGAUUCGUCUGCGGGAUGUGGCAAAGUGGGAUGCGAUCGAAUACGUCGUGACUGGAUCGAUGAUGACGACCUCGAGAGCCUUCUCAUCAGUCGGCCUUUGACAUAUCUACGUGAUUGGAUCGACGCCGACAAUGGACACAUUUCGAGGCUCUGCGACGUAUGCCUAUCGGAACUACGCAGAAAAUUCAAAGAUGAAUCAGAAAGAGUUUGGAAUAACAUUCCACGCGCUAUGGGACUUCCACCCUGGGAGAAAUUACGGGAGAUGAAGCGAGAGGACCUUGAGGGGGCGGCCACUAUGUCCGUUCCGUUUCUGAUCUUUCGAGAGCUUUGGCCUCCUGAUCUCGGUACGCUGCGACUUGUCUGCAAAGGAUGGUACCCAGAGGCGGAUCAGGAGUUCUGGUCACACGUCGUCCACAUCAUACCUUUGUUGCGCCUCAUUCCCGAGAGUGCGUGGGCAGAAGACACAAUUGAACUACCGCCGGGCGCGUAUGGUCGGCGACGUAGAAAUUUCCGGAUUACGCGGCCUUUGGAACCUCAGGACUGGGAAUCCGUCUCCAAGCGCGCACGCUUCGUGAAGGCCCAGUGCUUUGUGGACUUGACUUUCAUGUUGUGUUCGCCCUCCUUGGUCGCCGCCAUUGUCGCCUAUCCUCCGCCCUCCGUUCCGCUGUUUCCCAACCUAAGUACGAUCACCUGGAUCAACAGCCCGACAAGCGAUGCGAACUUCUUCGACCCCGACCAGUUAGCGGAUAAAUACCGCGAUCUCAGGAUGAUCCAUCUGGGCGUGGGCGACGAGCGGCACCCGCUGAGGAAACAUGUAGUCCUGUCGGUUGCCGACAUCGCUCAGCGCUAUGAGGUGCGGCUGGCCCGCGCGCUGGCUGCUUGCAGAUGUCUACAAGACGUCACGCUCUACCUGGGCGAUGCAGGUCAGAUCGCGCCAGAAAUCAUUCUCGUGCUGUCGACGAGCAUGAGGAUCCGCAAGUUGCGGCUCGAGUUUCAAAGUCUCGCGGCGGACGAUGUUAGUAUAACGGAGUCCUGGUCCUUCCCGAGAUUCCCCGCUCUUCGCAGUGUUGCGAUAUUUGGGCUGCCGCUUCAGCGCGCAUGGAGGCUGCUGGGCAGUACAGGGCGCGACUUGGUUGGCGACAUCUCCAUCGACCAAGAUCCCAAUUGCAGCAACCAGCCACCCUUUUCCGUCGAGUCCAGAGACAUGCUCCUCUCGAUCCUUCGCUCUAUACACGAUCAAUACGCGCCUUACCGGUCCUUGCGCGCCCUGUCUCUCGAGGGCACGCACCCUCCCAGCUUGACUUUCGACUUCAGCGACAUCGAGAUGUUCGCCGUCUUCCCGCACAUGACCGACUUUGCGCUCAACUUCGAGUACGCGCAGGUAAUAAUUACGGAUCGCGACUGCGAGGCGAUCGCCAGCUGGUGGCCCUGUUUGCGCAGCUUUCACAUCGGAGGCUCCGCGAGUCCUGCCGUACGUGGGUCGCGUCCUACGCUUACCCUUCGCGCCCUGCUUGCAUUUGUCGAGCGGUGUCCGGAGUUUGCGUGCUUGACGCUGCCGAUGGACGCUACGGCGGUGCCUAUCCUGCAGUCAGAUGCAAGUGGACGAGCGCAACGAUAUUGGGCGCUGAAGGAGCUCGCGGUACAGGACUCGCCUAUCGGGAGUGGAGAGGAGCUGGGGGCCUGGAUGGCGACGACAUUUCCGGGUUUGCGCCAGGUCACCUUUCGUUCUCCGGAAGAGGACCACGACGAUGUGGACAGAAGGAGAGACGAGUGGAAUCGCGUCAAGAAGCUAAGUACUGGGAAGUCUGCUCAUGAAUGGUGAAAG